UUCUUACAAAAUCCAUAUAUACAAAACACACUUGACAUUAAGCAAAAUCCAUAUAUACAUAUAUACCUCGCAAUAGUUAACUAAUUAUGGCACUUAUCUUCUCCAAGAUAGGCAUCAUCGGAGGUGGCAUAAGCGGCUUAGCUGCAGCCAAACAGCUCUCCGAACACAACCCGAUUGUGUUUGAGGCCACCGACUCCAUUGGAGGUGUUUGGAAGCACAGCUCCUUUAGAACCACCAAGCUUCAGACCCCUCGUUGCGACUAUGAGUUCUCUGAUUACCCAUGGCCACUUAGGGAUAACACCAGCUUCCCGACAUAUACCGAGAUACUGGAUUAUCUCAAUUCUUAUGCCAAACACUUUGACUUGUUCAAAUUCAUCAACUUCAACUCAAAGGUGGUCGAAAUCAGGUUAGCGAAGUCCAAGGACCCGAUGUCAGAUUCCCUGAACAAUCCCUCAACUUUGCUGUCGUCUGGAAAACCCGUUUGGGAGGUUGCUGUCCAGACUAGUGGCUCCACUGCUAUUCAGUGGUAUGGUUUUGAGUUUAUCGUGAUGUGUAUGGGGAAAUAUGGAGAUGUACCAAUAAUACCAAAGUAUGGGAUGAACAAAGGCCCAGAAGUGUUUAAAGGGAAGGUGAUGCAUUCUCAAGAAUACAGCAAACUCAAUCCAGAGGAGUCUUUCCAGCUUCUCAAAGGAAAGAAGGUGGUGGUUGUCGGCUACAAGAAAUCAGGCAUUGAUCUUGCUGUCGAAUGUGCCGAAGCUAACCAAGGGGAAGAAGGGAAAGCUUGCACCAUGGUGGUUAGGACUUCUCAUUGGAUAGUUCCACACUACUCCAUCUGGGGUUUGCCAUUUUACUUGUUCUAUUCAACCAGAUUUUCUCAGUUCCUCCAUGCAAGACCAAAUCAAGGCACUCUCAAGACACUCCUCUGCAUGCUUUUAUCCCCUGCGAGAAAAGCAGCAUCCAAGAUCAUCGAAUCUUAUCUGCUAUGGAAGCUUCCACUUGUCAAGUAUGGACUAAAACCAGAUCACCCUUUUGAGGAAGAUUAUGCAUCAUGUCAGAUGGCCAUCUUGCCCGAAAGCUUCUUUCAUGAGGCUGAUAAGGGUAAAAUAAAUUUCAAAAGAGCUUCAAACUGGUGGUUUUGGGAAGGUGGUAUUGAGUUUGAGGACAACACCAAGUUAGAGGCGGAUGUUGUGCUUCUUGCCACCGGUUAUGAUGGCAAAAAGAAGCUUAGAGAUGUAUUGCCUGAACCCUUUCGUAGUUUCUUGGAAUUUCCUUCUGGCAUGAUGCCCUUAUACAGGGGUACGAUUCAUCCAUUCAUUCCAAACAUGGGUUUCAUGGGUUAUGUGGAAAGUGUUUCAAACCUCCAGACCUCAGAGAUACGUUGCAAAUGGUUAGCUCGAUUGGUGGGUGGUAAGUUUAAGCUACCUAGCAUGGAGAAAAUGCUUGAACAGAUAACAACGGAGAUGGAAAUAAUGAAGAACACAACCAGGUUUUACAAGAGGACUUGCAUUUCCACUUUCAGCAUUAAUCACAAUGAUGAAAUAUGUGAAGAAAUGGGAUGGAAUUCUUGGAGGAAGAAGAGCUGGUUGGCUGAAGCCUUUAGCCCUUACAACAGUCAAGACUAUCAAGACCAAAUUUGAUUCAUUUGAUUAUAUACCCUUAUUAAUUGUGCCUGUUUGCUAUUACCUUUAUAUGUUUAAUUAGUAUAAAUAAGCAAGUAUGCUUAUAAAAAGCAAAAUAGAAUAACUGUACUCGUGCUCCUUUACAUAACAUGGAAA
This is a messenger RNA of Lactuca saligna, 1775 nucleotides long. The record is from the annotation of a GenBank genome assembly. NCBI's taxonomy places the organism in Eukaryota, Viridiplantae, Streptophyta, Magnoliopsida, Asterales, Asteraceae.